GAGACGAAAGGCUUUGGUUUUUGGUUUUAAAAUUUAAAAUUUCAUCAUUUUUUUUGUUAUAAUUUGAUCAUCGAUAGUCACAAUUUGGAUUGUUUUUCUUUGUCAAAAAUGAUAAACAAUAAUCUCCGUAAUGGUCACCGUAUUGGUCGACUUUUUCAAUCGAUGAUCAAUACCAAUUCGAUUCGUAUUCAACAAACACAAACAUCACCAGCUACAUUAUCAUCUGAAUCAUCAUCAUCGGUUAAUAAUGAAAAACCAAAACGAAUGAAAACAUUAGCUAUAUAUCGUUGGGAUCCAGAAAAACCUGGAAUGAAACCGCAUAUUCAAGAUUAUAAAAUUGACCUUAAUGAUUGUGGCCCAAUGGUAUUAGAUGCAUUGAUCAAAAUAAAAAAUGAAGAUGAUCCUACAUUAACUUUUCGACGAUCAUGUCGUGAAGGUAUUUGUGGUUCUUGUGCGAUGAACAUUGAUGGUACAAAUACUCUGGCAUGUAUAGCCAAGAUUAGUGAUGUGGAUAAAGUGACUAAAGUACUACCUUUACCUCAUAUGUUUGUCGUCAAAGAUCUGGUACCGGAUUUAACUUUAUUUUAUGAGCAAUAUCGUUCAAUACAGCCUUAUUUGCAACGUAAAGAUAAUGUUCCAGUUGGUACUCGACAAAAUCUACAAUCGAUAAAAGAUCGUGAUAAAUUGGAUGGUCUUUAUGAAUGUAUUCUAUGUGCUUGUUGUUCAACAUCAUGUCCAAGUUAUUGGUGGAAUCCUGAUCGGUAUCUUGGUCCAGCCGCUUUGAUGCAAGCCUAUCGAUGGGUAAUUGAUUCACGUGAUCAGGCUACCGAAGAACGUCUUGAUCGUCUUAAAGAUCCAUUCUCAUUGUUUAGAUGUCAUACUAUUAUGAAUUGUUCACGAACCUGUCCAAAACAUUUAAAUCCAGGUCGUGCUAUUGGUGAAUUGAAAAAAUUAACAUCAGGUUUAGCUCAAAAACCUGUACCAGAUAUGCAAACACCGUGAUUUGUUUUUGUAGUGUUUUUUUUCUAGAAUAUUCAAUAUAUUAAAGCAAUAUUAAGCAAAUACUUAAUUCUUUGUAA
Molecule: messenger RNA, 1079 nt
Organism: Dermatophagoides pteronyssinus (European house dust mite)
Lineage: Eukaryota; Metazoa; Arthropoda; Arachnida; Sarcoptiformes; Pyroglyphidae
Biological process (GO): respiratory electron transport chain; aerobic respiration; tricarboxylic acid cycle
Molecular function (GO): electron transfer activity; oxidoreductase activity; 2 iron, 2 sulfur cluster binding
Source: RefSeq, a predicted model, not a curated record